Phytophthora sojae is the source of this 420-nucleotide messenger RNA. RefSeq lists its product as hypothetical. The transcript has a single exon. The record is from RefSeq and is a predicted model, not a curated record. Bases 1 to 420 code for a protein of 139 amino acids. NCBI's taxonomy places the organism in Eukaryota, Oomycota, Peronosporomycetes, Peronosporales, Peronosporaceae.
AUGCUAGGGAGCAAGGCUGAUGCGCAACACGCCAUGCACAGCCGGAAGUUGGAGACGCUGGAGCAGUACAUCCCCAUUUUCAACGAGCGCUAUCAGGCGUCACAAACGGACAUGUUCACCGUAUUGAGAAAAGGUUUCGGUGACGCUGAUUUUGCUCGCGCACUUGCGAUGGCCAAGCAGGAGCGUUUGUCAGCAACUAUGCGUGAAAACGGCGAAAAGUAUCAAAAGGAGUUGUACUCGAAAUGGAUGGCGAUGGGCAAGGAUAACGAACCUUUUGACACGAACAGGGUUAUGACCAAAGUGUUCAAUCUGGAAAGGCUUGAAGAUGGUACCAAUGCGGAAAAACUCGCUCUCAAUCACUACAGCGUAUUCCACAAAAGGAUGCGCGAACAGGAAGCUCUUAAGUCGACCGGCAGGUGA